UGAAUCUUAGGUAUCUGGAGGUAUCACUUUCCCUGAAGUCGUUGCCUGUUACAGAAUUCCAACCUUUUCAACUGAAUAUGAAGUUCCUGAUUGCCCUUGCCGCCCUGCUGGCCCUGGCCGCCGGAUGCAUCCGCGAUGACUCCGACGGACGUCCGGACUGCAACGCCGCCGAGAUGACCGCCCGGCUCUGGCGCAACAACUGGGACCCCACCGCGUACUGGGAGUGCACCACCGCAAACAGCCCGGCCGAGCCACGGCGCUGCCCGACGGAGGGCAUGUUCAGCGAAGCCACGCGCACCUGCAUCAACUGGGCCGACUGGUCCUGGACGCCAACGUGCCGGCCACCGAGCAAGGAGUAGUGGUUUGGGGUUUGGGGGUUUCUUUUUUGACGAACGAACAAACGUAGGUACAAUAAAAGUUUUGCCAGCAUAUCGGUUUGAUGCCAACAAAGAA
Culex quinquefasciatus (southern house mosquito) is the source of this 453-nucleotide messenger RNA. RefSeq lists its product as uncharacterized. Gene Ontology annotation, molecular function: chitin binding. The record is from RefSeq and is a predicted model, not a curated record. The coding region runs from base 78 to 359 and encodes 93 amino acids. Lineage: Eukaryota; Metazoa; Arthropoda; Insecta; Diptera; Culicidae. The transcript has 2 exons.